This is a messenger RNA of Tupaia belangeri chinensis (Chinese tree shrew), 5932 nucleotides long. RefSeq names its product T cell immune regulator 1, ATPase H+ transporting V0 subunit a3 (gene TCIRG1). Gene Ontology annotation, biological process: vacuolar acidification; proton transmembrane transport. Gene Ontology annotation, molecular function: ATPase binding; proton-transporting ATPase activity, rotational mechanism. NCBI's taxonomy places the organism in Eukaryota, Metazoa, Chordata, Mammalia, Scandentia, Tupaiidae. The record is from RefSeq and is a predicted model, not a curated record. Gene Ontology annotation, cellular component: vacuolar proton-transporting V-type ATPase, V0 domain; plasma membrane; vacuolar proton-transporting V-type ATPase complex.
CGGGGAAAGGAGAGCUGCGUGGGCGCCCGGGCGGGAAGCGCAGUGCUGCGUCCGGCCUGGCCAGCGCGGAGCGGCGAAGAGCCCAGCGGCGAGCGCGCGGCCCACCCGGGGACCAUGGGCUCCAUGUUCCGGAGUGAGGAGGUGGCCCUGGUUCAGCUCUUCCUGCCCACAGCAGCUGCCUACUCCUGCGUGAGCCAGCUUGGCGAGCUGGGCAUCGUAGAGUUCAGAGAUCUCAAUGCCUCAGUGAGUGCCUUUCAGAGACGCUUCGUGGUAGAUGUUCGGCGCUGCGAGGAGUUGGAGAAGACCUUCACCUUCCUGCAGGAGGAGGUCAGGCGAGCUGGACAGGAGCUGCCCCCACCCGAGGGGAGGCUGCUGGCGCCUCCGCCCCGUGACCUGCUGCGCAUCCAGGAGGAGACAGAUCGCCUGGCCCAGGAGCUGCGAGAUGUGCGGGGCAACCAGCAGGCCCUGCGGGCCCAGCUACACCAGCUACAGCUCCACUCAGCCGUGCUGGCCCAGGGCCAUGGUACCCCGCUGGUAGCCACCCACACAGAUGGGCUCUCGGAGACGACCCCCCUCUUGCAGCACUCCAAGGGGCCACACCAGGACCUGAGGGUCAACUUUGUGGCAGGUGCCGUGGAGCCCCACAAGGCCGCCGCGCUGGAGCGUCUGCUCUGGAGAGCCUGCCGCGGCUUCCUCAUUGCCAGCUUCAGGGAGGUGGAGCAGCAGCUGGAGGACCCUGUGACGGGGGAGCCUACGACAUGGAUGACCUUUCUCAUCUCCUACUGGGGUGAGCAGAUCGGACAGAAGAUCCGCAAGAUCACUGACUGCUUCCACUGCCAUGUCUUCCCAUUCCUGGAGCAGGAGGAGGCCCGCCAGGGGGCCCUGCAGCAACUGAAGCAGCAGAGCCAGGAGCUGCAGGAGGUCUUGGGGGAGACCGAGCGGUUCCUGGGCCAGGUGCUGGGCCGGGUACAACGCCGCCAGUGCAGGUGCAGGUACGCAAGAUGAAGGCCGUGUACCUGGCCCUCAACCAGUGCAGCGUGAGCACCACGCACAAGUGCCUCAUCGCCGAGGCCUGGUGCGCCACGAGCGACCUGCCCACCCUGCAGCAGGCCCUGCAGGACAGCUCGGGUGAGGCAGGAGUGAGCGCCGUGGCCCAUCGCAUUCCUUGCCGAGACAUGCCCCCGACACUUAUCCGCACCAACCGCUUCACAGCCAGCUUCCAGGGCAUCGUGGAUGCCUACGGUGUGGGUCGCUACCAGGAGGUCAACCCCGCACCCUACACCAUCAUCACCUUCCCCUUCCUCUUUGCUGUGAUGUUCGGUGACGUGGGCCACGGGCUGCUCAUGUUCCUCUUUGCCCUGGCCAUGGUGCUUGCUGAGAACCAGCCGGCCGUGAAGUCUGCGCAGAAUGAGAUCUGGCAGACCUUCUUCGGGGGCCGCUACCUGCUCUUGCUCAUGGGCCUGUUCUCCAUCUACACCGGCUUCAUUUACAACGAGUGUUUCAGCCGCGCCACCACCAUCUUCCCCUCGGGCUGGAGCGUGGCCGCCAUGGCCAACCAGUCAGGCUGGAGUGAUGCUUUCCUGGCCCAGCACCCGGUGCUCACCCUGGAUCCAAAUGUCACCGGCGUCUUCCUGGGACCCUACCCCUUUGGCAUCGACCCUGUCUGGAGCUUAGCUAUCAACCACCUGAGCUUCCUCAACUCCUUCAAGAUGAAGAUGUCUGUCAUCCUGGGGGUCACGCACAUGGCCUUCGGGGUGGUCCUUGGAGUCUUCAACCACGUGCACUUCGGCCAGCGGCACCGGCUGUUGUUGGAGACGCUGCCAGAGCUCAUCUUCCUGCUGGGGCUUUUCGGCUACCUGGUCUUCCUGGUCAUCUACAAGUGGCUGCGCGUUUCGGCUGCCAGUGCUGCCUCGGCCCCCAGCAUCCUCAUCCACUUCAUCAACAUGUUCCUCUUCUCCCAGAGCCCCACCAACCGGCCGCUCUACCAUGGGCAGGAAAUAGUUCAGCCCACACUGGUGGUCCUGGCCUUGGCCAUGGUGCCCGUUCUGCUGCUUGGCACGCCCUUGUACCUGCUGCGCCACUCCAGGAGAAGGCCACGCAAGAAUGACGAGACUGACAAGGCCAGGCUUCUGGACUCACCUGAUGUAUCUGUGAAUGGCUGGGGCUCGGAUGAAGAGAUGGCCGGGUGCCCAGGGGAUGAAAAGGAUGCCGAGUUUGUCCCCUCCGAGGUGUUUAUGCACCAGGCCAUCCACACCAUUGAGUUCUGCCUGGGCUGCAUCUCCAACACAGCCUCCUACCUGCGCCUCUGGGCCCUGAGCUUGGCCCAUGCCCAGCUGUCGGAGGUCUUGUGGGCCAUGGUGAUGCGUGUGGGCCUGGGCAUGGGCCGGGAGCUGGGCGUGGCGGCCGUGGUGCUGGUCCCCGUCUUCGCCGCCUUUGCUGUUUUGACCGUGGCUAUCUUGCUGGUGAUGGAGGGGCUCUCAGCCUUCCUGCAUGCCCUGCGGCUACACUGGGUGGAGUUUCAGAACAAGUUCUACGCAGGCACUGGCUACAAGCUGAGCCCCUUCACCUUCGCCCUUGAGGAUGAAUAGGGCCCACCUGUGGGUCAUGCCCAGUCCUUCCCUGUGUGAGGCAGGAAAGAAAUAAAGAGUGGGGAGGCCCAGAAGCUGCGUUGGGUGCUGUUGGAAACACCAGGCACUGGGCUGGGUGUGGGUUGGCCCUACCCUACAAUUUCUAUUGGCUGGUCCUGUGCCAGCCCCAGGCCUAUCUCUUACACCAUUGCUUUCUAGCGGAGGUAGGUCGGGGUGGAGGUACUGGUCUAGGGUCUGGGGUCUCAAGGCAGGGAGAGGACCCAUGUGCACACCUGCAAUAACCCCACUCUUGUGGACAGGGACAGAGCUAGGGUGGAAGAGGGGUUUCUAGCAUAUUCAAGCACAAGCUGGGUGAGUGGAGUGAGCUCAUCCUUAAAGGUGUGCAGACUGGCUUUAAGAGUGUUUGAGAUGCUCUUGGGAGAGGGCUGUGCCAACAUUCCAUGCCCUGGUGCUGGGCCUCAGGGACUCAAGGUGACUACAGAGAGCAGUCUCAUCUUGCCAGGCAGGCCUGUGGUGUCACACACCUGGGCUAGCCUGACAGAGAUGAGCAUGGGCUGUCCAGAAGGUCCAAACGAGCUGAGCCUGACUCUGGUCCUGCCUCCCCAUCACCCAAGACACACGGCUCUGUCCCUGGUGGCAGUCCUGCUCCUGAGGGCAUCCAUGUGUGGCUAGGGGGCUGGGAUGGCCUCCUGGCAUUCCUCCUGACCUGGGUCUCACGACUCACUGGGAGGCAGAACCAAAGCUUCUCAGGGGCCUCAAUUUUUCUGACCAGUGAGCUGCAAAGUGGUUCUUCCAGUUGGAGGCUCCAAGAACAAAGGCUCCUUUGAGGCCAGAGUCAUCCAGGGCACCAGAGCCUGGGGGACUGGCCGGCUGUUGGGAGGAGCCUGUCCCUGGGGUCCUGGAUUGCCUGAUUGAGGCAAUGCCUCAGCAAUGCGGACACUGAGGCCCUCUGACAUUUGGGAGCCAGGUUUGGAAGAAGGGUUAGAAAAGAGGCACUAGAAGGGGGGUCCCGGAGGCUGGAGGGAAAUCAGAGAGGGGCAAGAAUAAACCAUCUUGAGGAAGAGGCAAUGCCUCAAUCAGGCAAUCCAGGACCCCAGAAACUUGCUCAAGGCCCAUGUUUUCUGGGUGGGGAUACAAGGCAAUGCCACAGGCCUGCAGACUCGGCUCAGAGAAGUGAUGCUAAGCCCCUUGGUCAGUGACAGGCAGCUGACCACAGCACUGCGAGGGCUGUGGACAGAUCUGGACUAAACUCAGAACCUGAAGCCUUACCCCUUCCUGGGGUACAGAGCUGAGCUUGGACUUGCUGGGCAGAGGACAUGAUGGACAGAGGCUCAAAGCCAAGUGUGUGGCAAGUGUGAUUUGGUGGGCGAGGCAGGUGUGGGAUUCAGGGAGAACCACUUGGCCCUGUCCUGGCUUUGACACAUGGAUGUCUGGCAGCACUGGGUAGAAAAGCCCAGUUGCCAUGGGAACAGCAUAUGCAAAGGCACUGAAAUGGACGACCUUACAGUGUGGAGGUUAUCAGGGGCAGGCGGAUGGGAUGUAUCCUCUGCACUGAAGACUCAGCAGUGAAUAGAACAGGCCUGAUCCAAUCCCUGCUCAUGUGAUUAUAGUCAAGAACACAAAGGAAAUGAAUGAGAAUUCUAGAAGUUAAAUGGCAAGAAGAAAGCAGAGUAAUGGGCCAGGAAGGCAUGUAGGGCCAGGGUGGCUUUGGGGACAGCAGCACCUUUGAUGGGAUAGUGUGACUCUCAGCUGGCAGAGGGACAAUGUGGAUGAGCCAUCACCUGCAGUGAGGAAACUGCAACAGGCCUAGUGUAUUUAAGGAAGUGUGGCUAGAGCCAAGGAAGCAGAGGGUAAGGAGGUGGGUGGGGCUGGCUAGCAGAGCCUUGUGGCGUCUUCACUCUGAGCACAAGUGAGGACUUACAGAGGAGCCCCAGUAUCCGUCACGGUUCAACUUUACUAUCUGGAUAUCUAAACACAUUUACCUGCUUAAACAUUUAAAUGUCCCGAAGGGUGAACAGUGAGAAGGUCUUUUGUCCUAGCCCAGCCAGUCUCCUCCCCAGGUACAACCACUGUCUCCAGUCUCCACUGCGUCUUUCCAGAGGUCUUCAUGUCAGGGAACAAGGUAGGCUGGAGCUCAGAAGGCGGCCAGUGGCAGAGGCUGGGGCCCUCUGACAUUUGGGAGCCAGGCUUGGAAGAAGAGUUAGAAAAGAGGCCCUAGAAGGGGGGCCCCGGGGGUUAGAAAGAAAUCAGAGAGGGCCAAGAAUAAGCUAUCUAGGAAGAGGAGAGCCAACAGGGCCUCAUGCCACUGAGAAGCCCAGCCAUGUAGCGGCGCAGUGCCACCCACUCAACUGAAGAUAGCAAGCGAUUGAGGAGCUGGGCGGCUGAACCUGGAGCCCUCCUUGAGGUUUAAGACACAUCCAAGGGUGACGCCUUGAGGUUGGGUUUUUAAUAUUUUAUUUGUAUAGUACAAUCUCUGGUAGCAGAAAUAUAUGCACAAAAGAAAAAUUCAAAUAAGAGUUCAGAGUAAAAAAAAAAAAGUCUGCUAAGAAUUUAUCCCAUAGGACAUUUAUAUAUAUAGAUUUCACAGCUAUUCUCUAUCUGCACCCUACAUCCCACACAGGCUGCUUGUCCCGCAAGAAUAACUGUCAGGUCAUUCUUAGGGGAAAGUAGGGGCAGGAAAAGCUGGCCACCGGAGAGCCAAGGCCAGGGUUCCCCUCUGCCCAGGAGCAGCAGGAGGCUUUUGAAGGGCCCUGGGGCAGAACAACUCCCAGGGACAAGCAGAGGGGAGAUGAGCAAGAAGACAGAGAGGUCCCUGCACUGCCCAGGGCCACAGCAUGACUGAGGAAGCUGGAGUUAAUGAAACACUCUCAGGCAGAGUGGCACGUCAGAGACUACACCCAGUUAAAGAGAAAUUCAUCUGUAUAACAAAAUGUGUACAACGGUAAAGAGAGCGGCGUCCAUCCAGAUGGCAGCUCUCAGCAGCUCCUGUGCAAUCUGCAUCUCCAGCAUCCGCCCUGUGGACCAAAUGGGUGAAAGCAGCUUCGAGACAGCAGCGCAUGCUGCCCUGCAGUAGUGCUGCCUCGACACAGGCUCAGCCAGCGACUUCACAGGACGUCUCUGCUCCCUCACUGUCCUGCGGUGUGUCUACAGCACAUCACCACCUACAAAGGGCCUGGUCAGUCAUAGUGGUCACCAGCACGUGAAUGGACAUCUUUUUAAAAAAGGAACAUCAACCAAAGGACCCGCAGUAACACUGUUCACUCUCGGUUUGCAGUAUCUGACCGAAAUCCAUAAGCCCCCAAUAGAAAGCACCUUCUCUAGAUUAAAAGGAUUCUGAGAUAUUG